Miscanthus lutarioriparius is the source of this 1101-nucleotide messenger RNA. The record is from the annotation of a GenBank genome assembly. NCBI's taxonomy places the organism in Eukaryota, Viridiplantae, Streptophyta, Magnoliopsida, Poales, Poaceae.
AUGGAGCUUGGUGGCACACCACGCCGUCACCUGACCUUCAACUCCCUUGUCAAGCACCUUUUUGAAGGUAAGGGGCUAUAUUAUAAAAUAGUUCGUGGAAAGGAAUAUCCAUCUUUUCUUCUAUGGUUGGUGCCCUUCUAUACUGGAGAGAAUGGAAUAGAGGUUACUGUGAUAUUUAUACACAAAGACAAUAAUGCACCAGAGGGUAACUUCUUCUUUAAUAUAGUACUACAGCUUUCAGAGAGUACAGACAUAAUUGGGAUCGCAAUUAAGUGCUCCCAGUUGUUUGCCCCUCAUUUCGUGUGUGUAGUUGAAAAUGUUAGGAAUAAACUUACUAAGUUAACUACUCAAGACUUGUCAGUUGUGCCAUCUGUUUAUUCAUACCCGGAAGGACAUUGGAACAAUCUAAACAACCUUGCUUCUCAAUGGUUUCGAUCAAACCCCUUAUGUUGCAAGCAGCAAGCUCGGCACAAGGUUCAACAUUUUAGCAACCUAGACAUUUCAGGAUUAUCAGAUGUUUCACUAGAACCAGUAAUUGCAGUGAAUUUGCAGUGUCAAGUUUCACUGUCAGUGUACAACAAACAAAAAAGCUUGCUGCCUGAAGAUAAUGUUUUUUUGCAAGAUUCUCAACAUUUGAAAGUUGGAAUUAUCUUCGCACCCCAUGGCUCAUUAGAAGACAUGCUGUCUAUGAAUAAAAGUUCUUCAAUAGUGGAAAUGGUUGGCAAGGGGCAAAAUUGCUUGCAUACAGACAUUACCUUGGAACAACUGCAAGAUAUCAUGCUGCCAAAGGCAAUAGAUUACUUCUGCCAGAAUUUUGAUGCAACGGUCUGCCAAAUGAUUUCGAAGUCCAAGCAUGGCUCCGCACUCAUUCAGGUUGAGAAGGCACUUGUGAGCACACGGAGAACGUGUAUGAGAACACAGAGAACUUCUACAGGAGCUAGAAAAGGAAAGCUCUUUCAAGGACAGGAUCAUGAGCUUUGGAGUUUGACACAUGUAAUCUCUCACUUGCAUGACAUUUGGGGUGCACAUAUGCCCGUUCAGCUGCAAAGUUCGUUCAAGGACUGGAUUCAGAAUCAAAAGGAAAGCCAAAGCCAGUUAUAA